AACGAGGGUAAUGUCCUUUCCCGUUCCUGUUGAGAAUGCACCUAGGUAGGGACCGGGGAAAGUAAGCGCCGUUUUCCCAGUCCUCUACACUAUUACUACUCUUGUGACACUGAAUAUCUUUUUUGCUCUAUCCCCAAAACAAAUUUUUUAGCAUUGUGCUUGUGUGACCUCCAAAGCUUCUGGGCGACCUGGAAAAUCUUGUCGCAAUGGAGAAAAUCGAAAGCCACCAUGAAAGCCCGAAAGCCGAUUCGACUUCUGACUUGAAAGCUGAAGAGCACUCCCUGGAGGCAAACGACGAGAAGUCACGAGAAUUCGCAACUACCUAUGUGGACUUGGGUGGAGAUAACGUCAAGAAGACAAAGGAGUCAGAAGUGGAGGAAUGGGAGUAUGUCACUGGCUUCAAACUUGUUGCUGUGAUUUCAGUGAUAACAUUGGCCUGUUUUAUCCUGUAUGUGGCAUUCUCAACCCCCUUUUGAACGUGACAGGAGAAUUGUCUGACUCAGAUCCGGAAAGGUUACUAGACACUUCCACUAUUGCAACGGUAAGCGAAAACUCUACCCGGUCCGCGUGUGUAUGCUAAGUUCAAUAGGCUAUUCCCAAGAUCACUGUUGAUUUUCACAGUCUCAAUGAUGUAGGUUGGUAUGGGAGCAGUUAUCUUCUUGCUACGUAAGUCAAAGACAUCUUUCGCGACAAGUCAUAUGCUAAUUGAUGUCGUUUUUCACAGUUGCGCUCUCACUCCAAUGAGCGGGAAAAUUUAUGCGAGAUUUAGCACAAAAGUCAGUUAUUAUAAAGUCCCACUUGGCACCUAUUUUGCUAAACCAGCUUAGUAUAUGUAUGUGUGUUUUAUGGCUCUCUUCAGUCUUGGGUCUUUGAUAUGUGCUCUUUCGAACUCUUCAAACAUGUUUAUCAUCGGUAGAGCUAUUGCUGGAAUUGGAGGCUCCGGAUUGAUAAAUGGUUCCCUCACUAUACUUUCUGCUUAUGUGCCUUUGGAAAAACGACCUGGUAGGUCUUUUGGGUUACGGUCAAAGGGUCAUGCUAACUGUCAUAAGUGUACAUGGGGUUUUUGAUGUCUUGUAAGACCAGUUCCCAACAAUUCCUAGAAGAAGACUAAUAUUGUAGUCGCGCAACUUGGCAUUAUGCUUGGACCGCUCAUCGGAGGAGCGUUGACGGAACAUGCAACCUGGAGAUGGUGUACGUUUAACUCCCGGUGCAAGUAGACUCCAUACUGACCAAGUCCUAGGCUUCUGGAUAAAUCUUCCUCCCUCCGCACUCACAAUCCUCAUCCUCUUCCUUAUACACGUUCCAGACCAAACGGCAAAGAGGACAGAGAGAACAAGCAUAAUAGAUACACUAAUGCUCCUCGAUGUUCCCGGCUUUCUUCUUUUCGCACCCACCUCAAUCAUGUUCCUUCUCGCACUUGAAUGGGGUGGCACAAAAUAUCCUUGGGGAAGUGCAACAAUCAUUGGACUAUUUUGUGGAGCUGCCGGAAAUUUGGCUAUAUUCAUGGCUUGGGAAUACAAGAGAGGGGACGAUGCCAUGGUUCCUUGGUCAAUGAUUCGUCAAAGAUUUGUGGCUUGUUCUUGUGGUGUUAACUUCUUCUUCUUCGCGGCACAGAUCAUACUUUCUUACUACCUUGCCCAGUAUUUUCAAGCCGUCCGAGGAGUUUCCCCAACGCUAAGUGGAGUUUACUUACUCCCAGGAAUCAUGAGCCAGAUGGUGCUUGCGAUCGUAUCCGGAGUACUAGGUAAGUUGAAAUAUCUGAUUUGUGAUUUUAGAUCAAGACUGAUUGUGUUACCGUAGUGAGCAAGAUGGGCUACUACUUACCUUGGUCUGUUGCCAGUGGCGUCUUGGCAACUAUUAGCUACGGGCUCAUCAGCACAUUUGAUCCGGAUAGCUCAACUGGCAUGUGGGUGGGCUAUCAGAUUAUCGGUGGUAUAGGAAGAGGUUGUGGAGCGCAAAUGGCAAGACAUCAUCCAACUCCUCUGUUUCCAACUCGCUAACACGACAUCCCAGGCCCUCCUCGCAAUCCAAAACUCUGUACCCCAACAAGAUAAAACCCCAAUCGGAAUGGCACUCGUCACCUUCUCACAAAUGUUUGGCGGUGCUCUCUUUUUAAGCUUCGCGCAAACCGGGUUCUCUUCUGCCAUGCAAAAUACACUUAAAGAAUUCGCUCCGGAAGUAAGUGCGUCAACAAUUGCGAACGCUGGAGCUCUGGGAUUCAGAGCUGUCGUUCCGCCGUCUUCGGUAGCUGGAGUUAUUCAGGCUUACAACAAUUCUAUCAACCAAGUAUUUUAUAUCGCUGCUGGCUGUGGUUUUGGUUCAUUUCUUCUAUCCUUUGGGAUUGGGAUGAAGAGUAUUAAGAAGGCGAAGGUGGUUGAGCCGGCGGCUUAGAUUUGGGAAUUAUUCAUUUCCAAGUUUCGUUCCACGGUCAAACUCGAGGAGAUCUCGAGAGUGUAAUUUGUACUACUGUAUACUUGCAGAAACGCCGUCAGUCUUCUGACGUUGUUUCAUAUAUUUUGGGCUUUUGGGGAACUGCAGCAGUUCAUUGGAGUUUGGAUACAUACUAGUCUAGAUCACAGCAUAGGAAGGCGUCUCUACUCAUAGAAAUGGAUGAUGGUAUUUCAC
This is a messenger RNA of Hymenoscyphus albidus, 2625 nucleotides long. NCBI's taxonomy places the organism in Eukaryota, Fungi, Ascomycota, Leotiomycetes, Helotiales, Helotiaceae. The record is from the annotation of a GenBank genome assembly.